This is a messenger RNA of Momordica charantia (bitter melon), 1343 nucleotides long. RefSeq names its product homeobox protein knotted-1-like 6. Gene Ontology annotation, biological process: regulation of DNA-templated transcription. The record is from RefSeq and is a predicted model, not a curated record. NCBI's taxonomy places the organism in Eukaryota, Viridiplantae, Streptophyta, Magnoliopsida, Cucurbitales, Cucurbitaceae. Gene Ontology annotation, cellular component: nucleus. Gene Ontology annotation, molecular function: DNA binding; DNA-binding transcription factor activity, RNA polymerase II-specific.
GCUGCUUCUCCGGUACUUAACCAGAAUACACGAUAUACUAUUUCAAAUAAAAUUGAAGUCCUUAUAAUAUAAAUUGCCAUACCAUAUGCUUCGUCUCGCCAUCUCACCAAUUCCCGUGCCUUCUUUUCUUCUUCCAUCCUUCCUUGAAAUGGAGGAGAAUAUCGACAUGUUCGCCAUCCGCUCCACUGCGGAUUACUCGGCCAAGUCGUUCUUAUCGCCGGACAAUCUCCUCGACUAUCACAGCUUCCUUUCAUCCACAAGCUUCCGCGAUCGGAUUCCCAUCUUCGGAUCCCAUGAAUUGCCGUCGGCUGCCUCCGCCGUAUCCGAAGCUGAGGCACCUUCCAUCACUCCAGCUUUUCCGCUCCAACCAGAUGUUCUUAGCGUCAUCAAGGCCAAGGCCAAAAUUGUCUCUCAUCCUACCUAUCCUCGUCUGCUUCACGCUUAUAUUGACUGCCAGAAGGUAGGAGCUCCUCCGGAGAUAGCUGGCUUGUUGGAGGAAAUCCGGCGAGAAAACAAGCAACACGCUAUUUCCACGUGCUUCGGAGCCGAUCCCGAGCUCGACGAGUUCAUGGAAACAUACUGUGAGAUGCUGGUAAAGUAUAAAUCAGAUCUUUCAACGCCUUUUUAUGAAGCGUCGUCCUUCUUGAACAACAUCGAACUGCAACUUAGCAGCCUCUGUGCUGGUGCCUCCGCCAGAAGCCCUUCCAAUGAGGAUGCUAUGUCAUCGGAUGAUGAGCUUAAUUGGGGAGAGAGGGAAUUACAAGGUGCUCAAAUGAGUUUAGAAGACAAAAGUCUUAAAGAUAUGCUCUUAAGUAGAUUUGGCAGCCACAUUGGAACCUUGAAGUUGGAGUUUUCAAAGAAGAAGAAGAAAGGAAAACUACCUAAAGAAGGAAGGAAAGUACUGCACGAGUGGUGGAAUGUUCACUAUAAAUGGCCAUAUCCUACGGAAGCUGAUAAAAUUGCGCUGGCAGAGACAACGGGACUAGAUCCCAAGCAAAUUAACAAUUGGUUUAUUAACCAACGUAAGCGGCACUGGAAGCCUUCUGAAAGCAUGCAAUUGGCAACUGUGGACAAUCUGCCUGAACAAUUUUGCGGUAGUCUCGACUCUUGAGGAUGAGGUAUACGUUAUGGAAAUGGGUAUAUACACACUCUGCCACUGCCACUGCCACUGCCAAGUCAAUAGUUUAUAUCAUAUAUCGCCAAAAGCAGACUGUGAGAUUAAAUUGUUUAUCAGUUGGGUGGGUGGGAAGAUAUCUAUACAUCUGCAUCACUCUUGUAUAUUUCUGAAAUGAAUGAUUAACAUUGAUUAUGAAAAUGUUAAUAGAAGUUGGGAUGAUUUCUUC